AUGGCGACAAAUCCAUUGAAGGAGAUUCCACCUCCAGUCAUGGCAAAAGGUACAGUUGUUUUCCCUCCUUACUUGCAUCGUGAAGGUUUUGUGCCCCGAAAAUUGGCCGAUUUCGGGGAUGGAGGUGCUUUCCCUGAGAUUCACAUUGCUCAGUAUCCACUUGAUAUGUACAGAAACCUGUCUGCUGCCAGACCCAGGUCCAAAAUUGUAUCGGUCACUGUUGAUGCUCAUGCCAAUGUCAUGCAUGAUGCCAUUGCGAGACAGGACGAGAACUUGAAGAAGAUUGUUUACUCACAGCUUGAGGAUAUCAUUCCCAAGAUUUUGAAGGGCGAGGAUGAAGAAGAAGAAGAAUUCCACGACGAUGAGAUCGAGAUGCAGAAAGAAAUCGAGCAGACUACCGGGGAAACGAAAGCUGCUCUCGAGAAAACAUUGAAUGUGAAAUUGAGUGCAGCACAUCCCAAAAAUGUUCCCCAACAUUCCUCUGACCCGACUUACUUCACAUACAGUCUAUCUCAGUCUUAUGAAGCAUCAUUCAAUUCCGGUGCAAACGAAAGGAUUGUCAGAAUGGCGAAUCAUCCUGUCGACCCACUCGAGCCACCGAGGUCCAAGCGCAAGAAGUUUCCAAGAGGUUCUGGCUCUCCACCAGUUCCAGUGAUCCAUUCCCCUCCUAGACCGGUGACGGUCAAAGAUCAACAGGACUGGCAAGUUCCACCUUGUAUCUCAAAUUGGAAGAACCCCAAGGGCUAUACUAUCCCACUCGAUAAGCGCAUGGCUGUGGAUGGGAGAGACUUGUUGGGUGUCCAGAUCAGCGAUAAUUUUGCAAAAGUUUCCGAGUCGUUAUACGUUGCUGAGCAGAUGGCUAGGGAAGGAGUUGAGAUGAGAUCGAAAGUUCAAAAGGAAAUAAUGAUGAAGGAGAAGGAAAGAGCAGGAACUUCGGACCUUAGCUCAGAAGGCUAG
Molecule: messenger RNA, 957 nt
Organism: Linum trigynum
Lineage: Eukaryota; Viridiplantae; Streptophyta; Magnoliopsida; Malpighiales; Linaceae
Source: the annotation of a GenBank genome assembly